UAUUUUUGUUUUAUUCCCGACGUGUUUACUCUUCUCUUGUUUGAUAAAAUGCAGACGCUCCCUAACGGUAUCUGUUGCAGACCGUUCAGCAGUUCCAAAUUUUGGUGCUAAACUGCGCGAAAUCGUGGGUUCAUGUCAUGUCAUCGACAUUUUAGCCUUAAAAUAUAAAUAAAUGAAUCAGUCAGGUGGUAAUGUUUUAUUUCCGAGUGAUGCAAACAUGCGCAUUCACACCCCGGUAUGUGAUUCACAGCAACAGCCACAUUAAUACUUCAGGAAAUUGAUAGUUGGUUGAACUUCCUCGUUUGAGUCAGUCAGCAGCUGCAUCAGCGGCCUGUAACGACAACAUGCCGUCGACGCUGAAAGACUCGCUUGAAUCCGGACUGGACUUCAUUGAAUUCCUGGGAGACAGAAGAUCUAUUAACGUCACCAAAAAGGAACUUCGGGAAAUCUAUAACUCCGAGUUUAAGCCCAGAGAGGGAAUUAAAGACGCCACCUUUUACAGUGUGCUCUAUGCCUUAGUGAAGUUCAACAAAGCCCAAGUAAGGCAGGGAAAAAUCUACAUAAAUGUCAGGCCUCAGGCCAGAGUGUACUGUGACCAGUACAGGAGGCCCCGGGCCCCUCAGCCGCCUCCCAGCCCCAGUGCUGGCGGCCCUCACAAGACAGCUGAGACACCUGCACCCCCCUCUGUCCCUCCGCUGACCCCCAAGAAAAAGCUGGCUACGGAAAUCCUUCACAAGUUAAAGGUGAACAGGAAAAAACUGACAGCUGACAAGGGGGGCGUUGAGAUCACUUCAGACCCGGUGGCGAGCGGCGGGAAGGUUCAGUUCACUGUGGAUCGUCUGAGGGAGGUGUUCAUCGUCAGGUUCCACAUUGUUAACAAAGGCACAAACUGCAUCCACUUCACCUACUACACCGCCCUGCACAAGAUCCGCUGUUUCACUCUGGAGGAUGAGAGGAGAGUGACCAGAGCUUGUCCGCUGUUCCUCUGUCCUGGGGAAAGCUAUGAGGUUUUGGUUCGCUACACGCUGAACCACUAUGGAUAUUUCCCUGCCACAAUGUACUUUGAGUUCUGCCCGGACGUGCAGGGAUGUGAAUCUGUGCCCUUUUGCAUUGUGAGGGAGAUGGAAGCGGCAGCAAAGACCCCGCUGGCUGUGGAGCUGGGGCCUGUGGCUCCUUACAAACCAUUUCAGGUGGUCACAUACAAGCCUGUCAACACCGUGGUAGUGGAGGGAGUACCUCCUGACAGUUCUGUCACGCAGCCUCUUAAGGUGGCAGUGAAGUUAGGAGACUAUAAGUACCCUUAUUACCUAAAGGAACUGGCUAAACAACGGAUGGAGGACUCCGAGUACCUCUCUCCAGCUGCCAAAAAAAAACUUGAAGAAGUGAAGCGUCUCCUCGACUCUGCCUUAAAGAUGAAGACGUACGCGCUAAGAUUUCACCUCCUGCUACACCUGGAGGAGAUACAGAUGGAGGUGGACAUCAGGAAAUAUGACCUCCACAAUCAAACCAUGACUGGAGACCCAAGCAACAAAAGACUGCUCACACUCAGAGUUCCUGGUGUCGCUGAGAAUCGUCCAUCUGUGCUUCGAGGAGAUUGUCUGAGGGUUUCUGAAUCUGGAGAAACGGUCCAGCCGAUCACCGUUUACACCGGAUAUGUUCAUAGAGUGGAGCUGGAUAGUGUGAAGCUGGGCUUCUCCAAGAGGUUGCUGCAGAUUUUUCUCAGCAACAUGAAGUUUGACGUGGAGUUCACGAUCAACCGCUACUCCCUGAAGCUGCAGCAUCGGGCGGUGGACUUGGCAGUGAGACACGAACUCGAAGAGGUUCUGUUCCCGUCUGGUGCAGCAGUGGCACAUCUCUCCAUGCCUAAACUCAGGAUGUUCAACCGCCAGCUGGAGAAUAAUCCAGAGCAAUAUGCUGCCGUCCAGCGCAUCGUAGCCGGAUCAUCAAAGCCCGCCCCUCACCUUGUGUUCGGGCCUCCUGGAACUGGGAAGACAAUCACUCUGGUUGAAGCUAUGAAUCAGGUCAGCAGGGCAGACCCUUCAGCCCACAUCCUCGCCUGUGCACCUUCCAACAGUGCAGGCGACCUCCUCUGUGAGAGACUGAUGGUGCACAUGGAUCCUCAUAAGAUUUACCGCGUGUACGCCAGCAGCCGAGACCCGAGAACCGUCCCCAAGAACCUGCUGAAAUAUUGUAACUGGGAUGAGAGACAAGAUGGUUUUGUAUUUCCAGUGAAAGAAGUCCUGAUGAAUUACACGAUCAUCGUUACGACUUUGGUCACAGCCGGCAGACUCGUGUCUGGAGGAAUCCCUGUUGGACAUUUUUCCCACGUGUUUGUGGAUGAAGGAGGUCAGGCAGUGGAGCCAGAGUGCGUCAUUGCCAUCGCAGGUCUGCUCAGUGCACAGAAGGGUCAGCUGGUGCUGGCAGGAGACCCCAAGCAGCUAGGACCGAUCAUUCGCUCUCCUUUUGCAAAGAAGUAUGGACUCGAGCUUUCUCUGCUGGAGAGGCUGAUGACACACAACACUUUAUAUCAGAAAAGUGAAUCCUCAGGACACUUUGACACUCGCUUUGUCACCAAACUGCUGCGAAACUACAGGUCUCAUGCUGCCAUUCUGAAAGUCCCCAAUGAGAUGUUCUAUGAGAAUGAGCUGCAGGUGUUUGCUGAUCAGUGGGAGCGCGAGACCUACUGCAGCUGGGAACACCUUCCCAAAAAGGGUUUCCCUCUGAUCUUCCACGGGGUAAUGGGGAAAGACGAGAGAGAGUCCAACAGUCCUUCUUUCUUCAACGUAUCCGAGAUCGAAGUCCUGAUCCACUACCUCACCAAGCUGAUAGAGACUCAAGGAAAGAAGGGUCUCCCCAAACUUGCUGCUAAAGACAUCGGCAUCAUCGCCCCCUACAGGAAACAAGUCGAGAAAAUCCAAAAGGCUCUGAAAUCCGUCUCAGCUGUGAAGCAACUGGGUGAUCUGAAAGAGCUCAAGGUGGGGUCUGUGGAGGAGUUUCAGGGACAAGAGAGGAAGAUCAUCAUGGUCUCCACCGUCCGCAGCAGCAUCAACUAUCUCAAGAUGGACAAAGACUUCAACAUUGGAUUCCUGUCAAAUGAAAAGAGAUUCAACGUGGCCUUGACCAGAGCCAGGUCCCUGCUGAUAGUCGUGGGAAACCCUGUGAUCCUCAACAAGGACCAGACCUGGAAGACGUUCAUCAGCUACUGCGUGGAGAAGGGAGGUUACACUGGCUUUGACUUUGAAGACGCAGAAGGAGAGGACGACCUCGUGUCGAGACUGACGACUCUGAAAAUCAACGUGGAGUCUGACAAUCAUGUAGAAGAGAGUCCCCUCCAGCAGUAUCAGGAUCCUGAGUGGAAAAAUGAGCAUUAACAUCCAACACGAAGCAAAAGAACCAUUUGCAGUGACUUACGACUUAAAAGAUUAUUAUGUUUAAGCAUGUAAAGAUGCAUAAGAUGCACCAGUAUUUAAUUUCUCCUCUCUUAAAGCUUUAAACACACGAGCAUCUAUUACUUAAGAAUAUAUCCUUUUUAUCAACUUUUCUAAGAGCAGUUUGCACAUUUUGAUGCAAUGAAACGGCACUCGUUUUUUGAUGCCAAAAUCAAUCAGUGAAUCUUUUCUCCUUGACUUUUUCUCUCUUCAGUGGCCUUUCAAAUGAAGCUGCCACUCAACAGUUUGAUUAGCACGAACAAUGCCGCACACGAGCAAGUUCUUUUCUGAAAGAGAAAAUAAUGAGCAGACUUUUCUAUUUCUCAGGAACUCUUCACCGUAUGUCUUACUGCUCUUUGCACUUAACCAGUUCUUCUCUUUUUAACUAAUUUAUUUCUGAUAGUAGUUGAAAGCAUGAAGAAAUAAACUCAUUUCUGGACCACA
Centropristis striata (black sea bass) is the source of this 3872-nucleotide messenger RNA. RefSeq names its product Mov10 RISC complex RNA helicase a (gene mov10a). The transcript has 22 exons. Lineage: Eukaryota; Metazoa; Chordata; Actinopteri; Perciformes; Serranidae. Gene Ontology annotation, molecular function: 5'-3' RNA helicase activity; RNA binding. Bases 345 to 3371 code for a protein of 1008 amino acids. The record is from RefSeq and is a predicted model, not a curated record.